AUGGACCCUAAUAUUGAUAUUGACAUAUUCAGAGACUUGGAUGCUUCAUUUAUGGAAAUAUUCCAUAGGACACAACUUCAGAGAUAUUUAGAACAUUUACCUCCUGGAGAGAGAGAACAACAACUAAAUAACAUAAUGGCCCAAGGAGAUUUAUACCUCAGCCAACAACAACAACAACAACAACAACAACAACAACAACAACCACGUUAUUAUCAUGUUCAUUGGAUAUUCAGUCAUAUUCCAUUUAUAAUUUUGAAUUUUGAUCAAAUGUGGAGAGAUUUUUCAUGGAGAGCAUUUUGGGCACGUACAAUAGAUGCUAUAACUAGUGCUGUGAUAAUGACAGUUCGAGCUCUCAGAUUCACAACAUUUAUAAUUGGAUCAGGAGUUUAUUUCCAAGGAGUGGUGAGGAGAUUAUUUGUGUUUUGUGAUGUCAUUACAUUUUCUGAUAAUUUUAUCCGUGAUAUGUUCACAUAUAUUUUAAGAGAUUCAAAAGAUAUAUUGGAUCAAUGCGUUUUACUUGAACGUCAUCUGCGAAAUGUUUUUUACUUUUUACAAUAUGAUGAGUAUAGUAAUUUGUCAAGUUUCCAAGUAAUAAAAUUAGCGUACCAAAACUUAUUGGCAUCAUUAAUAAAUGUCGAAUGCAUCACUUAUGCUCCAAAUUCAACAGGAUCAACAACAACAACAACAUCAUCAUCAUCAUCAGCAACAACUACAAGCUGUAAAAUUUUGACCAAUACAUUAGUGUUUAAACUUUCCAGUGUAUUUCAGGAAUAUUUCCCAGCUUUAGGAUCAACUGGAUUGAAAUUAAUUACCCUUUGGAUGUACAUUAGUUAUGCACUAAUUGGUGAUAUUAUCUGCUUGAAUAUUUUAUUGUUUGUCAGUUAUAACCUAAUAAAUAGAUUUAUGGGUUAUAAACAGGUGUUUCAAGGACUUAGGGAUAUAUUGUGGAAUAGUUUAUUUAAAUUUAUAUUAUAA
This is a messenger RNA of Candida albicans SC5314, 975 nucleotides long. RefSeq lists its product as uncharacterized. The coding region runs from base 1 to 975 and encodes 324 amino acids. The record is from RefSeq and is a predicted model, not a curated record. The transcript has a single exon. Lineage: Eukaryota; Fungi; Ascomycota; Pichiomycetes; Serinales; Debaryomycetaceae.